Messenger RNA from Acinonyx jubatus (cheetah), 5596 nucleotides. RefSeq names its product pumilio RNA binding family member 1 (gene PUM1). The record is from RefSeq and is a predicted model, not a curated record. Gene Ontology annotation, biological process: regulation of mRNA stability; miRNA processing. Gene Ontology annotation, cellular component: cytoplasm; cytosol. The coding region runs from base 278 to 3859 and encodes 1193 amino acids. Gene Ontology annotation, molecular function: mRNA 3'-UTR binding. Lineage: Eukaryota; Metazoa; Chordata; Mammalia; Carnivora; Felidae. The transcript is spliced from 22 exons.
CGGUUGUGUUGCCUGCGAGUUUCCCAAGUUCACACAGGCCCUGGGUUGGCAUGGCAACCAGGCAACCUGUUCCAGAGCCGCCUGCCUUCUCCGCACAUGCCGCUGCCACCGCCGGAGCCGGGGCCAGAGCCUAUCCCAGGAUGCACCGCGCCAGCCCCGUCCCCAGUGGGCCGCCAUGUUGUCGGAGUGAAAGGUAAGGGGGAGCGAGAGCGCCGGAGAGAGAAGAUCGGGGGGCUGAAAUCCAUCUUCAUCCUACCGCUCCGCCCGUGUUGGUGGAAUGAGCGUUGCAUGUGUCUUGAAGAGAAAAGCAGUGCUUUGGCAGGACUCUUUCAGCCCCCACCUGAAACAUCACCCUCAAGAACCAGCUAAUCCCAACAUGCCUGUUGUUUUGACAUCUGGAACAGGGUCGCAGGCGCAGCCACAACCAGCUGCAAAUCAGGCUCUUGCAGCUGGGACACACUCCAGCCCUGUCCCAGGAUCCAUAGGAGUUGCAGGCCGUUCCCAAGACGACGCUAUGGUGGACUACUUCUUUCAGAGGCAGCAUGGUGAGCAGCUUGGGGGAGGAGGAAGUGGUGGAGGCGGCUAUAAUAAUAGCAAACAUCGAUGGCCUACUGGGGAUAACAUUCAUGCAGAACAUCAGGUGCGUUCUAUGGAUGAACUGAAUCAUGAUUUUCAAGCACUUGCUCUGGAGGGAAGAGCGAUGGGAGAGCAGCUCUUGCCAGGUAAAAAGUUUUGGGAAACAGAUGAAUCCAGCAAAGAUGGACCAAAAGGAAUAUUCCUGGGUGAUCAAUGGCGAGACAGUGCCUGGGGAACAUCAGAUCAUUCAGUUUCCCAGCCAAUCAUGGUGCAGAGAAGACCUGGUCAGAGUUUCCAUGUGAACAGUGAGGUCAAUUCUGUACUGUCCCCACGGUCGGAGAGUGGGGGACUAGGCGUUAGCAUGGUGGAGUAUGUGUUGAGCUCAUCCCCGGGCGAUUCCUGUCUAAGAAAAGGAGGAUUUGGCCCAAGGGAUGCAGACAGUGAUGAAAACGACAAAGGUGAAAAGAAGAACAAGGGUACCUUUGAUGGAGAUAAGCUAGGAGAUUUGAAGGAGGAGGGUGAUGUGAUGGACAAGACCAAUGGUUUACCAGUGCAGAAUGGGAUUGACGCAGACGUCAAAGAUUUUAGCCGUACCCCUGGUAAUUGCCAGAACUCUGCUAAUGAAGUGGAUCUUCUGGGUCCAAACCAGAAUGGUUCUGAGGGCUUAGCCCAGCUGACCAGCACCAAUGGUGCCAAGCCUGUGGAGGAUUUCUCCAACAUGGAGUCCCAGAGUGUCCCUUUGGACCCCAUGGAACAUGUGGGCAUGGAGCCUCUGCAGUUUGAUUAUUCAGGCACGCAGGUACCUGUGGACUCAGCAGCAGCAACUGUGGGACUUUUUGACUACAAUUCUCAACAACAGCUGUUCCAAAGACCUAACGCGCUCGCCGUCCAGCAGUUGACGGCCGCGCAGCAGCAGCAGUACGCACUGGCGGCGGCUCACCAGCCUCACAUCGGUGUGUUUUCAGCAGGUUUAGCGCCCGCUGCGUUUGUCCCCAAUCCUUACAUCAUCAGCGCUGCUCCCCCGGGGACGGACCCCUACACGGCUGGACUGGCUGCAGCGGCGACACUAGGCCCGGCUGUGGUCCCCCACCAGUAUUAUGGAGUCACUCCCUGGGGAGUCUACCCUGCCAGUCUUUUCCAGCAGCAAGCGGCUGCCGCCGCGGCAGCAACUAAUUCUGCAAAUCAGCAGACUACCCCACAGGCUCAGCAAGGACAGCAGCAGGUUCUCCGUGGAGGAGCCAGCCAGCGUCCUUUGACCCCAAAUCAGAACCAGCAGGGACAGCAAACAGAUCCACUAGUGGCAGCUGCAGCAGUGAAUUCUGCCCUUGCUUUUGGACAAGGACUGGCUGCAGGCAUGCCAGGUUAUCCGGUCUUGGCUCCUGCUGCUUACUAUGACCAAACGGGUGCCCUCGUGGUGAACGCAGGGGCGAGAAACGGUCUCGGGGCUCCUGUGCGGCUGGUCGCUCCCGCCCCAGUCAUCAUCAGUUCCUCAGCCGCUCAAGCAGCUGUUGCAGCGGCCGCAGCUUCAGCAAAUGGAGCAGCCGGUGGUCUUGCUGGAACAACAAAUGGACCGUUUCGCCCUUUAGGAACUCAGCAGCCCCAGCCCCAGCCCCAGCAGCAGCCCAGUAACAGCCUGGCAUCCAGCUCUUUCUAUGGCAACAACUCUCUGAGCAGCAACUCACAGAGCAGCUCCCUCUUCUCCCAGGGCUCAGCCCAGCCUGCCAACACGUCCUUGGGAUUUGGAAGUAGCAGUUCCCUCGGCGCCACCCUGGGAUCAGCCCUUGGAGGGUUUGGAACCGCAGUUGCAAACUCCAACACUGGCAGUGGCUCCCGCCGUGACUCCCUGACUGGCAGCAGUGACCUUUAUAAGAGGACAUCGAGCAGCUUGACCCCCAUUGGACACAGUUUUUAUAACGGCCUUAGCUUUUCCUCCUCUCCUGGACCCGUGGGCAUGCCUCUCCCUAGUCAGGGACCAGGACAUUCACAGACACCACCUCCUUCCCUCUCUUCACAUGGAUCCUCUUCAAGCUUAAACCUGGGAGGACUCACAAAUGGCAGUGGAAGAUACAUCUCUGCUGCUCCAGGCGCUGAAGCCAAGUACCGCAGCGCGAGCAGUGCCUCCAGUCUCUUCAGCCCCAGCAGCACCCUGUUUUCUUCCUCCCGGUUGCGAUAUGGAAUGUCUGAUGUCAUGCCCUCUGGCAGGAGCAGGCUUCUGGAAGAUUUUCGAAAUAACCGGUACCCCAAUUUACAACUGCGGGAGAUUGCUGGGCAUAUAAUGGAGUUUUCCCAAGACCAGCAUGGGUCCAGAUUCAUUCAGCUAAAACUAGAGCGAGCCACACCAGCUGAACGCCAGCUUGUCUUCAAUGAAAUCCUCCAGGCCGCUUACCAGCUAAUGGUGGAUGUGUUCGGAAAUUACGUCAUUCAGAAGUUCUUUGAAUUUGGCAGCCUUGAACAGAAGCUGGCGUUGGCAGAACGCAUUCGAGGCCACGUCCUGUCAUUGGCACUGCAGAUGUAUGGCUGCCGUGUUAUCCAGAAAGCUCUUGAAUUUAUUCCCUCAGACCAGCAGGUAAUUAACGAGAUGGUUCGGGAGCUAGACGGCCACGUCCUGAAGUGUGUGAAAGACCAGAAUGGUAAUCACGUGGUUCAGAAAUGCAUUGAAUGCGUGCAGCCCCAGUCUUUGCAGUUCAUCAUCGAUGCGUUUAAGGGGCAGGUAUUUGCUUUGUCCACGCAUCCUUACGGCUGCCGAGUGAUUCAGAGGAUCCUGGAGCACUGUCUCCCUGACCAGACUCUCCCCAUUUUAGAGGAGCUUCACCAGCACACAGAGCAGCUUGUACAGGAUCAGUAUGGAAACUAUGUAAUCCAGCACGUAUUGGAGCAUGGUCGUCCUGAGGAUAAAAGUAAAAUUGUAGCAGAAAUCCGAGGCAAUGUACUUGUAUUGAGUCAGCACAAAUUCGCAAGCAAUGUCGUGGAGAAGUGUGUCACUCAUGCGUCCCGUACGGAGCGUGCUGUGCUUAUCGAUGAGGUAUGCACCAUGAAUGACGGUCCCCACAGUGCCUUAUACACCAUGAUGAAGGACCAGUAUGCCAACUACGUGGUCCAGAAGAUGAUCGAUGUGGCAGAGCCAGCACAGCGGAAGAUCGUCAUGCAUAAGAUCCGGCCCCACAUCGCCACUCUCCGCAAGUACACCUACGGCAAGCACAUCUUGGCCAAGCUGGAGAAGUACUACAUGAAGAAUGGCGUUGACUUAGGGCCCAUCUGUGGCCCCCCGAAUGGUAUCAUCUGAGGCAGUGUCACCCUGUCCCCUCGUUCACUGACCUCACUGGCCCACAGGCGAAUCCAGCCAGCAACCAGAAAUGUUCUAGUAUGGAAGCCGACAUGGGUAAAUGGUUGCUCCAGGAUUACCCGCUCCUCCAAAAAAAAAAAAGGAAUCAAAUCCACAAGUGGAAAAGCCUUUGUAAAUUUGUUUAAUUUUAUUACGCAUAACAUGUACUAAUUAUUUUUUUUAAUUGACUAAUUGCCCUGUUGUUUUACUGGUGUAUAGGAUACUUGUACAUAGGUAACCAAUGUACAUGGGAGGCCACAUAUUUUGUUCAAUGUUGUAUCUAUAUUACACGUGUGGAAACUUUCAGGGUGGUUGGUUUAACAAAAAAAAGUUAAAAAAAAAAAAGAAAAAAAUGUUUUUAAUCCAUUUUGCCUUGCUGGCAAGUUUUGCAAAUAGCUCUUCCCCACCUCCUCAUUUUAGUAAAAAACAAAAACAAACAAAAAAACCUGAGAAAUUUGAAUUUUGUUAAAUGACCCCAAACUGGCAUUUAACACUGUUUGUAAAACAUAUAUAUAUAUAUACAUAUAUAUAUAUAUAAUGAAAAUUGUUUUAGAGUUGCUAAAGCUUCAGUUAAUGACAUUAAGUUUAUGAAACUUCAAAAAAUUGCCUUUUUUGGAGACUAUUAUGCUGAAGAAGAUGUGUAGUGUGUUUUGUGAGGAGGAGAUGUGAGCUCCUAGGAUGUCUUUCAAGGCCGGGCGGGUGUAACUUGUUUACUGCCUACUGGAUUUUUUUUUCUGUUAACAUUGAAAGGCAAAAUCUGAUUAUUUAGCAUGAGAAAAAAAAAAAAAAAUCCAACUCUGCUUUUGGUCUUGCUUCUAUAAAUAUAUAGUGUAUACUUGGUGUAGACUUUGCAUAUAUACAAAUUUGUAGUAUUUUCUUGUUUUGAUGUCUAAUCUGUAUCUAUAAUGUACCCUAGUAGUCGAACAUACUUUUGAUUGUACAAUUGUACAUUUGUAUACCUGUAAUGUAAAUGUGGAGAAGUUUGAAUCAACAUAAACACGUUUUUUGGGAAGAAAAGAGAAUUAGCCAGCCCUGUGCAUUCAGUGUAUAUUCACACCUUUUAUGGUCGUAGCAUAUAGUGUUGUAUAUUGUAAAUUGUAAUUUCAACCAGAAGUAAAUUUUUUUUCUUUUGAAGGAAUAAAUGUUCUUUAUACAGCCUAGUUAAAUGUUUAAAAAGGAAAAAAAUAGCUUGGUUUUAUUUGUCACCUAGUCCCACAGUAGCAAGAUCCUUUCUAAAUGUUAUUCAAGAUGAUUCAGUUCACACUAGUGUUUUUUUUUAAUCCUAAAAAAGUAAUGUUUUGCUUAUUUUGUGACAGUCAUAAGGACGUGCAAAGUUCAGCCCUGCCCUAGCUUUCCUUACAAUCAGAGCCCCUCUCACCUUGUAAAGUGUGAAUUGCCCUUCCUUUUUGUACAGAAGAUGAACUGUAUUUUGCAUUUUGUCUACUUGUAAGUGAAUGUAACAUACUGUCAAUUUUCCUUGUUUGAAUAUAGAAUUGUAACACUACACGGUGUACAUUUCCAGAGCCUUGUGUAUAUUUCCAAUGAACUUUUUUGCAAGCACACUUGUAACCAUAUGUGUAUAAUUAACAAACCUGUGUAUGCUUAUGCCUGGGCAACUAUUUUUUGUAACUCUUGUGUAGAUUGUCUCUAAACAAUGUGUGAUCUUUAUUUUGAAAAAUACAGAACUUUGGAAUCUGA